Messenger RNA from Exophiala bonariae, 2079 nucleotides. RefSeq lists its product as uncharacterized. The record is from RefSeq and is a predicted model, not a curated record. NCBI's taxonomy places the organism in Eukaryota, Fungi, Ascomycota, Eurotiomycetes, Chaetothyriales, Herpotrichiellaceae. Bases 1 to 2079 code for a protein of 692 amino acids. Gene Ontology annotation, cellular component: membrane. Gene Ontology annotation, molecular function: metal ion transmembrane transporter activity. The transcript has a single exon. Gene Ontology annotation, biological process: metal ion transport; transmembrane transport.
AUGAUGCCUCAUCCCACCUUCCAAUCUGAGGACUCUACCUCACAUUUCGUCGAUGGCUAUUUCCCUCCUCAACCACCGCCACUGAUGGCUGUCGACACCGAAACCAUCACCAAGCUGAUCCAACAAUUGGAAGCUGAUAGGAAAGCAUACCUCUCUACCUUUGAAAAGGUCCACGAAACUCUCGCACAGGUUUUGACUUCCCAGCCUGAUGGUCUAGCUGACAUCCGGCCUGGCAUUUCCCACCGGCCAACCGUCUCCUCAUUUGGAUCUCUAGUGGUAACCAAGGCUGAACAGCCGCCGUCUUCUCCCAAAAUCCCCCCAAGUACAAUAAGUCGUCGAACAAACCCGAGCAACCGUCCCUUGGAUAAAGACGACCCACGAAAGGAAUCCAUCUGGAGUGCUGAUGAUAGUUCUGACAGCGACGAUGAUGAAUCCUACUUUGCACAAGAAACCCUUCCCUCCAAGGAAUUUACUGAAGAUGACUUGAUCCAACAUCUCAUGAGCCAUGAUUGGGACAAGUAUAGCAUGUUCAUCUUGCAGGAUCUCCUUCGAAAUAUCAACCAAUUUGGAAAUGGCAUCUUCAACAAAGACCGCCAGGCACAUCAGCUUGAUGCUAGCCAUGACCAUGCCGAUAUUUAUCAUGUGGGAACAGAUGGUGCCCCUCUUCGAUACAGCAAGAGUGGCACUGAUGAUGGACCUCUCGCCACGUGGGAGGCACUGAGAUCUAUCAAUAUCGAUCCGUCAAGAAAGCAAGCCGUUGGUCGAAUCAUCACCAUGAGAGAACCGCCACCGAGUUUGUUGGCUGGUCUUCAUCUUACUAUGAACGAGUAUUUCGAUAUGGACUCAAUUUAUCGUUUACUUAUCAAUGAUGAUACUCCAACCAAAAUGAUCACCAAAGGUUAUUUGAAGAAGGACCAUCGCCGUCAAAGGUCGAUCGUAUUCGUCUUCAAAUAUCACACCAUCGUUGGUGAGGGUCGUGCUCCACUACCAUGGCAGAGCCACGAUGAUGCACUAUCGGAACCUAAAGAAGGUCAUAUUCCCCUGUCAACAUGUUCUGCCGUGGUGGCUUUGUCCUUGAAUGGACGCCCCAGUCAUACUCUCCGUCGCAAUUCUCGCAAGACCAAGUCGAUCGUCGGCCACAUUUACGACCCCUUUGCCCCAUGGCACGUACUAUCCAUCCAAGCUUUUCCAGACUGGAAAUCCAGUGUUGACGCUCACAACACCUCUCAUCAUUAUGUGAAUGGCCCUGAUGCCUUCCUAGGUGCAGUCCUGGCGGAAUAUCGAGAUGCAAUCAAGAGAUUCAAGGAAGUUCACAGACAGAUCAUCAUGCUGGCCUCGCCACCUAACAAGUCCAUCUUUGAUAGUGCCCUGAGAGAUGAAUUGCUUUUCGAGAACGACAAGUUCUCCUACUCUCGACGAUACUUCUGGGCUUCACAAGCCAUCGGAGUGCUUGUCACUGAAAUCAAGGCCAUGAUCUUGGCAUAUAAAGAGACCUUCAAUGAGGAGUUCUGGACAGGUGAACACAAGACACUCUUCCCAGGAACACAAGAUCAAUCUGCCCGGUACAAAAACUGGCGAAAGAAGCUACAGCACACCCGCAAGUUGUUCGAGAAGGAAAUUGCACUUCUGACCGAAGUAAUGCACAUGUAUCAACAUCAACAGAAGGAAAUCAAAGGCCUUCGAGAAUGGCUCUUCAGCGGAACAUCCGUGUUGGAGAGUCGUGAGGCGGUCAACCAAGCUAAGAUCACGGUGGAGCAGGGAUACAAUAUUCGUCUCUUGACCUUUGUUACCAUGUUUUUUCUUCCUCUCACCUUCGUCACUUCGAUUUUUGGCAUGACAAACAUGCCUCCAGAAGAUUCAUUCCUACCAUUUGCGUUGACUUCGGUAGGAAUCUGUGUUCCUACUUAUUUUAUUAUCCUCGUCGUCAACAAUGUUGACAAAGUGAGACGAUGGAUCACAAACCUGGAAUUAUUUUUCACCCAUAUGAUAUCAUGUGCCGUUCCGGAUAAAGCCGAGAAGAUGAAGAAGAAUCUACACGAACAACGAGAAAAGCAGGUCAUUCUCAAAGAAGGCCCAUGA